Molecule: messenger RNA, 927 nt
Organism: Trypanosoma rangeli
Lineage: Eukaryota; Euglenozoa; Kinetoplastea; Trypanosomatida; Trypanosomatidae
Exons: 1
Coding region: 1-927 (308 amino acids)
Source: RefSeq, a predicted model, not a curated record
AUGGACUUUAGCAAGAAACACAAGACGAAGGGGGAUGCAUCGCUGAUGGCAGGGCGUCAUGAAGAAGACGGGGCACCGGUGACGCAACUCUUUCCCGAUUUGAGUGCCACGCUUGACAGCACCAAACCCCUUCCUAAAGACUGUUCCACACCAAAGUUAGAAGUCACUGGAAUGCCCUCUACGCAAGCAGCCGUGCACGGUGGUGCAUGCACAUCCAAAGAGAAGCUCGAUACUAAGUGGACAUCGACCAACACCUUGAAUCCCGCGCCGGUUGAGGUAAGACGACGUGAGGUAAGAAAUUCUCAGGGCAUUAGACUGCGCAUUGCGAGCAAAAAAAAGCCGGUGAUGCGUGAUAAUGCGACAAAUGAGGCUGAUAGUUUGGUGCGAACACCAAGAGAAGAAGAUUGUGUGGAUGAACCUGAUGCGCAGCGUAGGAGCACUGAGGAGAUGAGUGGUGCAAAACCAUUGUCUGCAACCGUUACUUGGCAUGACGACCAAGGGAGUUUUACCAGUGAACAAUGUGGAAGCAGUGAUGGCAUCCCUCGCUACCAUUUGCUUUCUGUGGAGGAGAGGCUCCGUGUCAUAAAGGAGGCACGAAUAAAACGGCUGGAUAAGAUGCAGGAUGAGCUUGCGAAGGCGAGAGCAGGGACUAUUGCGCCACGGCCAACCACACUAAUAAAAGUUAAUCAAAACAGACUUAAGGCCAUUGUGGGGCGCCCAUCUUCGACCGCCAGCGGCACCAGUUUACCACUUCCGAUUCAGGAGCGUUCGGCUGAUGAGUCUCAAGCAGAAUCACUCGAAAGGGAGGCCUCAUUGUUUGGCACUGAGGUGUCGUUGGCGCCGCGUUUGCUAGCUGUUUCCCCCAACACAGUACAAGAAACAGAGGGGGAGGUUAACACUUCACCAUGGAUCGAAAAGGAUGACUAA